Messenger RNA from Hemisphaericaspora subhashii, 2298 nucleotides. RefSeq names its product RNA-dependent ATPase (gene HCA4). Gene Ontology annotation, molecular function: nucleic acid binding; ATP binding; RNA helicase activity. Lineage: Eukaryota; Fungi; Ascomycota; Pichiomycetes; Serinales; Debaryomycetaceae. Gene Ontology annotation, cellular component: nucleus. The record is from RefSeq and is a predicted model, not a curated record. The coding region runs from base 1 to 2298 and encodes 765 amino acids. The transcript has a single exon. Gene Ontology annotation, biological process: rRNA processing.
AUGGCAAAGGGUAAUAGAAAAGGAAAGAAAGAUACCAAAACCACUGGAAGAAAGGAAAAUCGUGUAAAGGAAGAGGAAGAGUUAAAAAAGCUUCAGGAAAGAAUAGAUGAAUAUGACCCCAAGAUAAAUGAAUCACAAAUAUCUCAAUUUAGUGAUCUUCCAAUCUCACAACAAACCCUUCGAGGUUUGAAAGAAGCAAGUUUUGUUUCUAUGACCGAUAUCCAGAAGAAAACUAUACCUAUUGCCUUAAAAGGUGAAGAUGUUAUGGGAACUGCAAGAACCGGAUCUGGAAAAACUUUAGCAUUUUUGGUUCCUACCAUAGAAGCAUUAAUUCGAAAUAAAAUUACUGAAUACGAUGGAUUGGCGGCAUUAAUCGUGUCCCCAACUAGAGAAUUAGCCGUGCAAAUCUUUGAAGUUUUAACUAAAAUUGGGAAGCACAAUACAUUCUCUGCUGGGUUGGUCACUGGUGGGAAAGAUGUUAAAUACGAAAAGGAAAGAGUAUCAAGAAUGAAUAUAUUGGUAGGAACCCCAGGAAGAAUUUCUCAACAUUUGAAUGAAGCAGUUGGGAUGGAAACUUCCAAUUUGCAAGUAUUAGUCUUAGAUGAAGCUGAUAGAUGUUUAGAUAUGGGAUUCAAAAAACAAAUAGAUAACAUUGUUGGUCAUUUACCUCCAACAAGACAAACAUUAUUGUUUUCAGCUACUCAAUCAGAUAAUGUAAAGGAUUUAGCAAGAUUAUCCCUUGCCAAUCCACAAAAAAUUGGUGUUUCCACCGACCAAGAAAUCUCAUCCACUCCAGAAUCUUUGGAUCAGUAUUAUGUUAAUGUUCAAUUGGAUGAAAAAUUGGAUGUUUUAUGGUCAUUCAUUAAAUCACAUUUAAAGAGCAAAAUAUUAGUAUUCUUUUCGUCAUCAAAACAAGUUCAAUAUGCUUAUGAAACAUUCCGUACUUUACAACCUGGUAUUUCAUUAUUGAAACUAUAUGGUCGUCAUAAACAGACUGCUCGUUUAGAAACCACCAUGAAGUUCACCAAGGCACAACAUGUAUGUUUAUUCGCAACUGAUAUCGUAGCAAGAGGGUUAGAUUUCCCUGCUAUUGAUUGGGUAGUGCAAGUCGAUUGUCCAGAAGACGCUGCAACCUAUGUUCAUAGAGUAGGUCGUUCUGCUCGUUUCGGGAGAAAGGGGAAAUCAUUAAUGUUUUUAUUACCAUCUGAAGAAGAAGGAAUGUUGAAAAGAUUAAAGAUUCAUAAAAUUGAACCAAAGAUGAUGAAUAUAAAACAAAAAAGUAAGAAAUCAAUUAGACCACAAUUACAAUCAUUAUGUUUCAAAGACCCAAUAAUUAAGAAUUUAGGUCAAAGAGCAUUCAUUUCAUAUUUCAGAUCUGUAUAUAUCCAAAAGGAUAAGGAUAUUUUCAAAGUUGAAGAAUUACCAGCAGAAUCAUUUGCUGCUUCAUUAGGAUUACCAGGUGCUCCAAAAAUCAAAAUAAAAGGAGAUCCAAAUACAAAAGAGAAGAAGAAUGCUUCAAGAAAAUUAUUGGCCUUAUCUAAAGCCAAUGACGAAGGUGACGAACAACAAGAAGAUAAGAAUAAGGUCAGGACUAAAUAUGAUCGUAUGUUUGAAAGAAAGAACCAAACUAUCUUAUCUGAUCACUUCUUGAAUAUGACAGGUAGCAAAGCCAAUGGAAAAGAAGAAGAUAGCGAUGAUGAUUUUAUGACUGUAAGAAGAAAAGAUCAUGACUUGGCGGAAGAUGAAUUACCCGAUUUAUCCCUUCCUGACUCCAAACGUCAAGCCAAGAAGGCACUUUCAAAGAAGGCUUCACUUGCAUCUAAAGGAAACCCAACUAAAUUGGUCUUUGACGAUGAUGGAGUUGCUCAUGCCAUUUAUGAAUUGGAAGAAGAAGAAGAUUUCAUAAAGGCUGGUGAUGCUAAGAAACAAAAGGAAGAUUUCGUCGCAAAAGAACGUGAAGUAAUGAAGGUGACCGAUCUUGCCGAUAAAGAAACUGAAAAGCAAAAGAGACAGGAGAAGAAGAGAAAGAGAAAGGAUAUCGAAAGAAGAUUGAGAGAAGAUGAGGAUGAAUCUGAUUCAAAUGAGCCAGUGGUUGCUACAUUAGGUGUACCGGAUUUGGAGCGUGAUAUGGAACAGCCUUCCUCAGAUGAAGAGGAGCCUGCAGCUAAGAAACCUAAAUGGUUCGAUAAUGACGAAGAUGAAAAGAAGAAGAAGAAGGCUACCGAGUUCAUCGAAUAUGAUGAAUCUGAGACAUUGGAAGACUUGGAAUCCUUAACAGCAAAAUUAUUGGGAAAUUAA